Molecule: messenger RNA, 4526 nt
Organism: Cercospora beticola
Lineage: Eukaryota; Fungi; Ascomycota; Dothideomycetes; Mycosphaerellales; Mycosphaerellaceae
Source: RefSeq, a predicted model, not a curated record
GUUUGAUAGCGAGCUGAGCUCCUACACCUUCCAUCGACUGUCGUGCCUGUUCCCGUUCCUCUCCUACUACUGCUGGCCACUUUCUAGACUUUGCUUGUCAUUGACACCACCUCCAGCAGCCCGUCUGCUGUCCAUCCACGCUUCACCAUCAUUGAUAGUACGCAGAUGACGUGUCGAUAGCACAGAUUCGCCGACAGCACGCUUGGACAGGGAGCUAUACCGCUCGGCAUAGCGGUCAGUCAGCGACAUGCUCACACCUCACCUGCAGCAGAGCAUCGCCUCUGCGAGACCUCGGUCCAUGUCUACCAGCGCGCUCCGGUCGUCCACGUCCACCCUUGCCCGCCCAGGCACGACUUCCAUUCAAGCCCGCAGCUUGUGGUGGCGACGACCUUGUGACUACACCUCGCAGAUCGAUCCAAUGUAUCACCGAAUGACUCGCUAUCGCACACUAAAGACACGAGCCAAGAUGCUAGAUAAACUCCGCAGACGAGGUCGAUGGGACUGGGACUUGUUACAGCGUCCUUUCCUCACGCCGAAGCACAUCAGAUGGGCAAGCCACGUUGGCAGACCCAGAUGGGCCCCCGAGCAAGAGCAGGACAAGCAAAAUCAUAAAGCCCAGGCUCGGAAAUCAGCCGAGGACGAUGGCAUCGAGUUGAGCCAACGCGAGAGACAAUGGAAGGAACACAUGGAGGCAUUGCGGAAACGCAUAAACGAAGACCCAUAUGAGGCAGUCUUUGGCCGGCGCUUCGAACCGUUCUGGAAUUCACUUGUACCAAGCUGGAUGAAAGAAGAAAUGGGUAUGAAGGACGCUUCUCGGUCAAAGGAUCCUUCCGAGGCCAAAGCCAAUCCAAGCACAACCCCGAGCCGUCCACAGAAGGUAGAUCCAAGUCAAGUAUCCUAUAGACCACUAGAACCGGAGACAAAGAGGCAAGUCCAUUCGAGCAAUGGGGCACCACAAGACCAGGCUGCGUCGACACGAUACCAAUACGAUCCGAAGAAAACAACCGUUGACGUGAGCAGUGACACACCCGAUGGCCAACAGACCAGCUACUCUUAUGGUGCUACAACUUCGUGGGACUCAUGGACCAAGAAGGCAAGCCGCGUGGAGUGGGACUCCGUAUCAGGUGAGAAGCGCCGGUACGAGUAUGAUCCAAUCAGCAACCGUAUGGUGCAGGUAAAAGGCCCGCCUGUAUCUGAAGUGAGGAAGGUUGAGGAUGCGUUGAAAGACUACCCGGCAAGAUCACAGUCGCCACUCAUGUCGCAUGGCUGGCAAUCAGGCUUGGGCAACCCCUCGACGGAGUCAGCUACCGUUGGAGCUCCAGUCAAUGCAGUAAGCGAGACUAAGAAGGCGAUCUCAGUGCCUACGCAGGACAGCAAGGGCCGCAAGACAUCGGUCUAUUUCCCUUCGCUGAUCAACACCUCCGUAGUGGCUAAUGCGCCAAAAGCAGCGUCACUUACGAAGCACGAGAAGUAUCCUGAUUCUUUGACCGCGGCAGACGUGCGCGCAUCUGUAGGGCAAAAGAAAGCCGAGAAGAGUGCUGUUCCCAUACGAACCACAGUCGACACUGAUCGCGCGUAUCGACAUGGAAAGCCAGAUCCUCGCAAAAUGAGUGAGUGGGAGCAGGCAGAACAUCGAGUCAUGCUCAACCAGGAGCUGUACGACGUCACCAAGCAGAAGAUGAAGCUGCUGAAGCAGGAAGUCGGUGCUUUCCAUGUUGAGAAGAUCCAGCGUGAGAUUGCUAGGCUGGAGGAGAAGGCUUCGGCACUGCACAAAGAGCUAGAUACCAUGGAUGCUGUCAACAAGAAGCCGCUGCUUGACAAGUCGGUCUCCAAGCGAGUGCCAAUUGAGCAGAUGGGUUGCAACGAUAUGAUGAUUGCAUCCUUGGAUACUACAAAACUGCCAGCGAGGGCGCAAAGCACUUCUCCAGCCGCAACUCCAGCACCCACAAGACUACAGCCAGCCUUGGACCGCAUGCAGCACAAAUCUACGCCACUAACAGAGGAGCCGGACGAUUCUGCAGCUCACGAGUCAACAGGAGAAUUCGGCGAAUACAAGAGCAACGAAGUCGCAAAACAGCGCGAGGAUCAAGCUGCACUCUUCCAAGCUGACCGCAUUCAGAGGAGACAAGACUUGCAAGACUCUCUGGAGCAGAAGAUUGACGAUCUUCGUGUCUCUGGCGCAAACAUGCUCGAACGAAUGCGCGAAAGGAGAAGUCUGGAGGACCGUGUGCAAGGCGAUGUACUUGGUCGCAAAUCCAGCUCUCGAUGGGUCGAUAUCGCGAGUGCUCGCAAAGCAACGUCAGACGCUAAUGAGGCCGCCGAGAAGUUGGGUGCCGAUGUUCGUGACAUGGAGAAGCGGGCCAGGCUUUUGAAAGCAAAUGCGCUUCUACAAGCCGAGGUCGAAGAACAGAAGAAUCGCAUGAACGCACGUGAACACCAACCCGUCGUGAGUGGGACGAUCUGGAAUACCACUUCGAUCUCUCCCGCCACGGUCCCCCAGCCUGCUCGUGACGAGGUUCAAAGAUGCCAGGAGAAGAUCAAGGAACUCCGGAAGGAGCUUGACAUUGCCUACAGGCAAAGCAGCGAGAACUCCGAAGGUCAUGUAGACACCAUCCGGAAGCUCGAGAAGCGACUGCAAACGACACCGGAGAGCCGCUCAGAGACAUCGGAUGUUGAGAAGAAGAAGUACAUCAAGAAGAUCAAGGCAUUACGCGAAGAGCUGGAUACCACUUUCAAGCAGAGCAGUAUCAAUGCAGAGAUGUUGGUUGAGCGUAUCCGUGAGCUUGAGAAAGAAGUCGAACGUGCGCGCUCUUCUGACAAGCCAGUUGAAGCCGUGCAGGCUGAAGGCGACAUGAGCACCAAUGUUACCAAGUUCGCCAAAGACAGCAGCAAGUGGUACAAGCAGGAUGCAAGUGCUCUCACGCAAGGUUUGCAGCAACUCCAGCCCUCGCUAAAGUCCUUGAACAAUACUCGUGACCAGGCAUUAUCAGAGUACGAUCUGAGAGCUGGCUCGGCAUAUGAACAGAAGGCAAGUCAAGAGAAGCCAGCAGAAUCGGAACCAAAGCCGCACCCAAUCGACCAAGCAUUGGCUGAGUACGAACGAAGAGCCGCACAGAAGAAGCAUGACCAGGCCCUUGUCAAAGAGGUCCGUGACAUUCACGAGAAUAGAUAUGGCAAGAUUGACGUCGAUCACCGCCAAUCGAAUGUCGAUGCGGCACUGGAAGCACACGAGAAGACACAUACUGCCCGGCAAAUCCACUCUGUCGAAGCCGUCGAGCUCGAGGCGAAUACAGACCUGGGCAAUGCUCUUGCAGAACAUGAGACGGGACAGAAGUACAAGUUUCAGCCAGACAACCUCGAAGCUGAGCUCGCCCAGCAAAACAAGGAAUCUCGCGAAGCGGAAUCUAUUAUGGACAAGGAAGUAUACGGUACCAGAAGUGUGGACGCCGAUAUUCAGCACCCGAUUCGCGCCACUACGAUGCCCGGAUUGGAGUGGGAAGAGCCUCCCAUCUACAAGGUGCUCGCCUACGACUCCGGAAACGACUUCCUCGUCACAUCGACGACCUCGACAAACUUCACUGGCAAAGAAACUCCCAUUUCGAUACCCGAAGCUCUAUCGCAGCUCUAUCAGCCCGCACGCUUCAUUCCAGAAUUUGCUGAGCUACAAAAGCAAGGCUUCCAAGUCAUAUAUGGAACGAAAGAUCUUCUCGUAUUCCGCAAAGCCAAGUCGACGACCGAGGCCGCAACCCCUGCUCCUGAAAGCACACCAGCCUUCGAAGACCACGGACUUGUCGCACCUGCUGCAGUCGAGCCCACUGCCGCUGAAUCCGCACCCAAGAUCAAUCCCGUCGACAAAACAGGCUACGAGGAGCCCGCAACAGGCAGUUUCGCCUCUCCAACAGGUUUCGUAGGUGAUCGCUGGGAACACGAAGCCGCACAGAAAGAAGCAGCAGCCGAUGAAGACACCGAAAUCAAACACUACCCACGCGUCACCCGUCAAGAACAAGUUUUCUCUGGAACUCGUCUCAAGAGCAGCAGUAGUAGCACAAAGAAAGAUCGCAGCACCAAGAACGAGGAGAAAGAGCAACGACGCAAAUAUCGAAGUUGGAGACAAAGCGCCAAAUGGGCUCUGUUCUCGGGUCUGGGAGCUGGUACUGUGGCGUAUAGUAUUGGCGCUGCGGCCGAGAGUAGUCGAGAGAAAGAGUAUAAGAGGUGGCAGAAGAUUUUGGCGGAGCAGAGGGCUAUGGGUGGAUUAGGUGCUGAUGGGAAGAGGUUGCAGCAAGGUGGUGGGGUGUUUUGGAGGUGAUGAGUGUACAGAGUUCCUUUUUCUGUUGAUGUUGACUGAUUUUGGAUUUGGUAUGUAUGGGUCUUUCGAGAUGUUGAUGAGCAAGUAAGUAAGCAAGCAGCAUUGAUGAGCAUAUGAGGAUAGAUGGCUUUUAUGGGGUUCAUGAGAAGAAGAAACAAGUAGCACUACACUCCACCAGAUAGUCCUGAUAGAGAGACGACUUGCCACUCCAGAUCUUCCC